GCUCGGCCACACCAUGGCCCACGCUCGAAUUAGAAUGGGGCCGCAAGCUAUAUCCGUCGACCGGUCCACGUUCGGCGAGCGGCCUCAUGUUUGGUCUGCCACCAACGGCAGCGGAUAUGAAUCAGCCGCGCGGUCCCAUGACUUCGCUGAAGGAGGAGCCGUUAGGAGCGCGCGCCUGGAUGCAGCCGGUAAUCGAUCAGAGCAACUUGGGCAUCGGCCGCGCACAUUUCGAAAAACAGCCACCGAGUAAUUUACGUAAAUCAAAUUUUUUCCAUUUUGUCAUUGCGCUGUACGAUCGUGCCGGUCAACCGAUUGAAAUUGAGCGCACAGCCUUUAUUGGCUUCAUUGAAAAGGAUUCCGAAUCGGAUGCGACUAAAACAAAUAAUGGCAUACAAUAUCGGCUGCAGCUGCUCUAUGCGAAUGGUGCGCGCCAAGAGCAAGACAUAUUUGUGCGACUCAUCGAUUCGGUGACAAAGCAGGCGAUUAUUUACGAAGGACAAGAUAAAAAUCCGGAAAUGUGUCGUGUUUUGUUGACGCAUGAGGUUAUGUGCAGUCGCUGUUGUGAUAAAAAAAGUUGCGGCAACCGCAAUGAGACACCAUCAGAUCCUGUCAUUAUUGAUCGGUUUUUUCUCAAAUUCUUUCUAAAAUGCAAUCAAAAUUGUCUGAAGAACGCCGGCAAUCCAAGAGAUAUGAGACGCUUUCAGGUUGUCAUCUCCACUCAAGUGACCGUUGAUGGCCCACUCUUAGCCAUAUCCGAUAACAUGUUCGUGCAUAACAAUUCGAAACAUGGACGCCGCGCUAAACGUUUGGAUACCACGGAAGGUCUUUAUCCACCAUUGCCCGUGGCCACGCCCUGCAUCAAAGCAAUUUCGCCCAGCGAGGGUUGGACUUCUGGCGGCGCCACAGUCAUUAUUGUGGGGGAUAAUUUCUUCGAUGGCCUCCAAGUGGUCUUCGGCACAAUGCUCGUUUGGAGCGAGCUGAUUACAUCCCAUGCCAUUCGGGUGCAAACACCACCACGACACAUACCCGGUGUGGUGGAGGUGACUUUGUCAUAUAAGAGCAAGCAGUUUUGCAAGGGUUCGCCAGGACGAUUUGUUUAUGUUUCAGCCCUCAAUGAGCCUACCAUCGAUUAUGGUUUUCAGCGUCUACAAAAACUUAUACCACGUCAUCCUGGCGAUCCGGAAAAGUUGCAAAAGGAAAUCAUACUCAAGCGCGCUGCUGACUUAGUGGAAGCCUUGUAUUCAAUGCCAAGAUCUCCCGGUGGCUCCACCGGCUUCAACUCCUACACCGGUCAACUGGCCGUAAGUGUACAAGAUACCGCCGGCCAAUGGACCGAAGACGAUUAUCAGCGCGCACAAUCGAGCAGCGUGAGUCCACGUGGCGGCUAUUGCAGCAGCGCUUCUACGCCACACAGUUCGGGCGGUUCUUAUGGCGCUUCAGUGGCUGCUAAUGGUUAUGGUCCCACCACCAAUAUGGGAGUUAGCGGCCUCAGCUUCAAUCCCUUCACACUGCCGACGUGUAAUACCCAAGGCUAUGGGACAAGUCAGCUGGUGACGUCGACCAAAUAAAAUGCAAAUUGGUUUGCAAAUAUCUUGGAACAGCAAAUAUCAAAGAAACAUGCAUACAUAUUUACAUAAAACAUUUGAAGAACAGUUGCGAUUCGUAAAAAUAAAAAAUUUAAAUCAUAUUCAAAUAACAUAUCUUUUUGGUUAAGCUAAGCGUAAAAAACAUGAAAAAUAUGUAUGUAUUUAUUAUCGAAAGGCAAAAUUACAAAAUAUGUAUUUAUCGUUUUCUUCUAUAAUAGUUAAGCGUUAAUAGAUGCAUAAACAGUAAAUGUUUAAAUUUUAAUAUAUGUAUGUAUGUACAUAAGCAUGUAUUUAUUAGAAAAAAAUGUGUGUAAAGAAAAAAUUAUAUUAGUUAAAAAAAAAAAAUAAUUAUAAAAAUAAAAACCAUAGACGUAUGUAACUAUAAUUUCGCGUGCAAUACAUUACUUAACAGAGAAAUACACUAGGAAGAGCAAAAUAAUACACAUACACAUACAUAUAUAGUAUAAAAAGCAUUCAAUUAGUAUUUAUAUUAAACAGUUUUUGUAUAUAAACUUAUGAACUGGAAAAAAAAUAUAAGACAUUAAUAAAUAAGAAAAGAACACACAUAUGCAAUUGUAAAUAUCAACAGCAACUCAUAUCAAACAUUUCUAAAUAAAAUAUAAAAUCAUCUCAAAAAAUAAUGCAACCAUCAAUAAAAUAAAGUUUAACCAUUUAUAAUUAAAUUAUAUAACUCUUAUAACAAAACGAUGUAGAUAGUUAAUGAAUUUAGCAGAAUUUGUAUACGAAUUUUCCCUCAACUUUCACAGCAAAGAAAAAAAUCAAUACAACAUAAGCAAAAAUUAUAACAACUCAUAAUUGUUAGGCGGAUUGUACACAUUCAAAAACAAAAUACCUAAGCAUAUCUAGCAUUCACAUACACACUUACAUACAAUAGCUUAGCAUUAAAGAUUAGCCGACAUUUAGCAAGAUGUUUCUUCUUUUUAAAUAAAUAAAAAUGAGUUAAAAAGUAUGAAGAAAAACAAAACCGAUUAUUAGACAAUGAUAGUAACUAACUUGCAUGCAUAUAAGAAAAAAUAAAUAAAAAUAAACAAAAUUUGCAAAUUCUUAAUUGGCACACCACAAGCAAAAAAAUAAUCUAGAAAAUUGUGGUGAAAAUUUUAUUUUCUCAAAAAUUGUUACAUUAUUAUUAAGCAGUUAACGCCUUUCUGAUGAUCAGGUUAAGCAAUGUUUACAUAAAAUUUUAUAUAUAUACAUAUGAUUUUUUUUAACGCAAGUUGCAAAAAAUUUCCGU
Molecule: messenger RNA, 2838 nt
Organism: Rhagoletis zephyria (snowberry fruit fly)
Lineage: Eukaryota; Metazoa; Arthropoda; Insecta; Diptera; Tephritidae
Gene: kn
Product: EBF transcription factor knot
Biological process (GO): regulation of DNA-templated transcription
Molecular function (GO): DNA-binding transcription factor activity; DNA binding
Source: RefSeq, a predicted model, not a curated record